UCCCUGGUUGGAGAUGUACUAUGGACCCUGUUUGAAAACGGCUCAGCGGAGUGAGUGGACAGUGACCGCGGCCUUUCAGCGAUGAUCUGUGUCCUGCUAGUCGCGGGCCAUGGGACGGUUUUGGAGACGCAGAUUAAGAAUGAUGUUACAGGUUUGUAUGGCCAUCUGGCUGGGGUGCCCAAAGCCCUGCUCCCUGGAGUUGGGGGGAAGAAAAUACUUGAUUUCUGGUGGGAAACGGUCAACACACGGCAGCUCUUCAGUGAAGUCUAUCUAGUCACAAAUGCAGAUAAGUACAAACAUUACGAGCGCUGGGCAACCGCUAAUGACUUCCCGGUGGAGAACGUGGUGAAUGAUGGCAGUACUACUUUAGAUGACCGACUCGGGGCUGUAGCUGACCUGGAGCUGGCCAUCCGAAGCCGUCAACUGCAAGACGAUAUCAUGGUGAUUGCAGGAGACAUGCUUUGUGCUGACCAGAACUUUGACAUUGCGCAAGUUAUCCGCUUCUUCAAGUCCAAGUCUGGGGAGCUGGCUAUAUAUUAUGAGCUGGAGGAAGGGGAGAAAUGCUGCUCCAGAGGAAUUGUGGAAGUGUGUCCAGAGUCUCAUAGGAUCACCCGUUUCCUUGAGAAGCCACAGGAGGGCGUCACUGCAUCUCGUCUGGCCAGUGUGGUUUUCUACUGCCUCCGCAAAGAAACGCUAUCUUACCUUUCAGACUUCCUGCUCCAGCAGCCAAAUGUGGAAGACAAGACGUUUGGCAGAUUCUGGGAAUGGCUCAUAAAUGAAGAAAAAUUGCCAGUAUAUGGCAUGAAGCUUCCAACAGGGUUCCAACUAAUUGGACAAGUGGGCCUAUCUGACUACACAAAAUGGCUUGCACAUUACUCAGCUAAGCAGCAAGAGUCUCCCGCCAAACCUGUCACAUGUCGUUCCUACGCCAGAGUCGGCCUGAUGGGGAAUCCCUCGGAUGGCUUCAACGGGAAAACUAUCGCUCUGACCAUUUCUAACUUCUGGGCUGAAGUCACUCUGGUGGAGAGCCAGACUCUGGUCCUCCUGCCUCAUCCUCUCAACGACCCCACUGAGUUUGGCAGUCUGCAGGAUCUGUUUCGUAUCAGCCGCAAAGAGGGGUAUUUGGGAGGUCUCAGGCUGCUACAGGCUACCUGUAAGAAGUUUUACCAGUUCUGCUCAAAGCAAGGCAUUGCUCUCACCAAGCAGAACUUCACUCUAAAGUACGACACGAACAUCCCACGUCAGGUGGGACUAGCUGGAAGUAGUGCAAUAGUGUCUGCUACCCUGAAGUGCCUCAUGAAGUUUUACAACAUCACAGAAGACGACCUUCCUAAACCAAUCAGAGCAAACUUCAUACUGAACGUGGAGACAGAUGAGCUCUUUAUCACGGCUGGUUUGCAGGACAGGGUGGUGCAGGUCUAUGAGGGUUUGGUAUACAUGGACUUCAGCAAGCAGCUGAUGGAGGAGCGAGGUUACGGGGAGUAUAUCCCCUUGGAUAUGAGCAGCCUCCCCACAUUUUGGUUGGGUUACCUAGGGGAUCCAAGUGAUUCUGGCCGCAUUCACAGCAACGUGAGACAGCGCUGGCUAAAUGGUGAAACCGAUGUUGUUGAAGCCAUGAAACGUUUCGCUGAACUCACAGACGAGGCCAGGGCAGCCUUCCACACUAAGGACUGGCCCAAACUAGCUCAGCUUAUGGAUGAAAACUUUGAGCUGAGGCGAUCCAUUUACACUGAUGACUGUUUGGGUCCAGGAAAUCUCAAAAUGGUACAACUGGCAAGACAGUUUGGCUCUGCUGUGAAAUUGCCUGGCAGCGGUGGGGCUGUUGUGGGCUUGUGUAUGGAUCCUGACCGACUGGUGGAGAUGAAGAGAGCGUUUCAGGAGGCCGGCUGUGUUUUCUGCCUUAUUGUGCCUCACAGGCCGUCUAAAUCAGUGGAGAGUUCAAAAUAACUUUUUCAUUGAGUGUGCAUAAUCAAUAGGGUGACAUCUUCUACUCUUAGGAAAGAUGAUGCUGCCAAAGCUUGCUGCCAAAGGGGGGGGGGGUGUUUGUUAUGCUCUACAAGAGGUCAUUGUUACUGGCCACUGUGUUGACCCUGGUAUGUGCUACAGUGUAUUUGUAGCAGUGGACGCAGAUGUGAAUCAUUGAAGCUAUGCUGCUGCAUGUCUCAGGCAGCAGAAACAAUUGACUUGUUAAAGUGCUAUCAAUGCCAGCAUUGUACACCCUUCCUGUCCCUGUGUGUCAAGCCAAUAAUAGCACAAGACUGAGAACCAAAAUGUUUAUUAUAAUGGGUGUGAUUUAUUCUAAAAUAGACUUGUGCAAUUCAGAUAGUACUGUGUUUUCGCAGAAACUACUACAAUGUAAGACAGUGUAGCUCUAUAUAGAUCAAAUUCAAUUGAAUCUACUAAACAGUGUGUUAGUACAUCAGAUCGGCGUACACUAUAUGCAUCACGUACCUCACAGAUUUUAUAUAGUGUCAUAUACAAAAUGUAAUUGAUUUUAACUUUCAUUUUAAUUGUACCGACUGAAGCCAUCUUGAUAAAUCUAUUUUAAAUAAAUGAACAGAAAUCCUUAGAAAA
Messenger RNA from Pygocentrus nattereri (red-bellied piranha), 2574 nucleotides. Its product is annotated as glucuronokinase with putative uridyl pyrophosphorylase. Gene Ontology annotation, molecular function: ATP binding; glucuronokinase activity. Lineage: Eukaryota; Metazoa; Chordata; Actinopteri; Characiformes; Serrasalmidae. Gene Ontology annotation, biological process: biosynthetic process. The transcript is spliced from 23 exons. Bases 82 to 1947 code for a protein of 621 amino acids. The record is from RefSeq and is a predicted model, not a curated record.